Hypanus sabinus (Atlantic stingray) is the source of this 3386-nucleotide messenger RNA. Its product is annotated as soluble guanylate cyclase 88E-like. NCBI's taxonomy places the organism in Eukaryota, Metazoa, Chordata, Chondrichthyes, Myliobatiformes, Dasyatidae. Gene Ontology annotation, cellular component: guanylate cyclase complex, soluble. Gene Ontology annotation, biological process: cGMP biosynthetic process; response to oxygen levels; nitric oxide-cGMP-mediated signaling. The transcript is spliced from 13 exons. Gene Ontology annotation, molecular function: oxygen sensor activity; guanylate cyclase activity. The record is from RefSeq and is a predicted model, not a curated record. The coding region runs from base 1 to 1941 and encodes 646 amino acids.
AUGGAAGGAGAGGGGAAGAGGAUGGGAGAAGGGGAGCAGUUGAGGGUGGAAGGUCCCCAGGAACUCCUGGAGACACCAGCCAAUCUGACCCGUUGCCCCUUUGCAGGGCAGUUGUCCCAGGUUGGCCGCCAGUUCUACAACACGGACAUCGAGGUGGAGAUCCUCUCCAAGGAGGAGACAGAGAAGAUGACGUACGUGGUGUACAAGAUGAACUUUGACAACGCGGCCUUCAAACACCGCAGGCCGCAGCUGAGGGCGGCCCCCGACUACGAGAAGCUGCCCAUGAAGAAGGGCAUCUUCUUCGACAUGUUCCCCUUCAGCAUGAUCUUCCGACGCGACAUGACCAUGUCCAGGAUCGGCGAUGGCCUUAAGGAGGUCUUCUCGGAUCUGCAGGGCAAGAAGGUCAACGAUGAGUUCACCCUGGUCCGGCCCAUGCUGGAGUUCAACUGGGAAAAUAUCUACACCCACCUCAACAAUGUGUUCGAGCUGGUGUCCAAGGCUGUGGUUGAGAGCAAACAGAAGUCAAGUGUGUCCAAUCCCAACAGAGAUCCUGAGAAAGACCAACAGAAUAAAGAGGUGCAGGAGAGCGGGGACAAGGACGCGGCCCCUGACUACGUAAGUGGGACCCCGAAGAAUGUUAGGGGUGAGGAUAUUGAGCUGCUGGCAUUCCAGACUGUGACAGGGAAGUGCAGUGACACCAUCUUUGAGGACAUGCGGGAACCCUCCAAGAAGCCACUGCACCUGAAGGGACAGAUGAAGUACGUGUCCCAGUGGGAUUCCCUCAUCUUCCUCGGCACCCCCAUAAUUGAGACAGUGGAGGACAUGAUCAAGAUGGGGGUUUAUGUCAACGACCUCAACCUUCAUGACUCCAGCCGGGAACUAAUCCUUGCUGGGACACAGCAAUCUGCCGAACUUCAGCUUGCUCUGGACCAGGAGCAACAGAAGUACGCCCAGCUCCAGGAGAUCAUCAAGAAGCUGGAUGAGGAGAAAAAGCGAGGAGAUUCCCUUCUCUACGCCAUGAUCCCCAAGGCUGUGGCCGAUCGCCUCAGGAAGGGUGUAACGGCCCUCGAAACCUGUCAGGUCUUCCCUGACGUAACCAUCCUCUUCAGCGACGUGGUGAAGUUCAACGAGAUCUGUAUCCACAUCACCCCGAUGCAGGUGGUGGAUAUGCUGAACGAGAUCUACAUCGUCUUCGACACACUAAGCGAGAAGCACAAUGUCUACAAGGUGGAAACUAUCCGGGAUGCCUACAUGGUGGUUGCUGGUGUCCCCAACAAAACAACGUUCCACGCCCAUCACAUUUGUGACAUGGCAGUAGAUAUGCUCAGCUCAAUUAACCACCUAAAGGACCCUUCCACUGGGGACAACAUCCAGAUUCGAGUGGGGAUUCACUCUGGGAUGGUGGUAGCCGGUGUGGUUGGUUUGAAGAUGCCACGGUAUUGCCUUUUUGGAGACACAGUCAAUACCGCGUCCCGGAUGGAAAGUAAUGGUGUGGGAAUGCAAAUCCACAUCAGUCAGACCACUAAGGACCACCUGGAACACGAGCCCUACAUCAUCGAGGAGCGGGGUAAAAUCUUCGUCAAGGGUAAGGGAUACAUGAAGACAUAUUGGUUGAAAGGGAAGAGGACGCAGGGCUUCACGAGUGAUUAUAGCAAUGAGUUAAAUGAAAACAGCACCUCCAGCCGGAGUCCGAGGGACUCCUCCCAGGAGCUGGACCCCGAGGAUGAGGCCGAGGAGACCCUCCAUUCCUCUAGUUCCUAUGAGGGAUCUGAGGACUUUCAGGAGCUCAGGAAGAGGGUGAGAGCCCCACAGAGGAAAGAGGUGCCACAGCAAGUUGUUGCCACGGAGACGGUGCCGAUGACCAAGACGAGAGCCCAGCCAAUCACUCGUGCCCUUGCACCCAAUGCCUACCUCAGGAGUGUCACCUGCGUUCUGAUUUGAAGGCAGUUCGGCUGCCCGCUGUUUUUGUUGCUUGGUUGGAAAAGGCCUGGAGGGCGGCCAUCUUGUUUCUCAGCCCCAUCGCCCCAUUAAGCCAACAUCCCCAUCCUUCUCCCCACCCCUUUUGCACCAUCAGCUCUCCCGUCACUCCAAAACACCCAGACCCCAACCAGCAUAAACCAUCUGCCCCCUAUACUUCCACAUCCCAAUCCUCCUGCACCCCAUCUUCCUCCUCUACACCCCUCACUAUAUCUGUAACCCCCUCCAGCUCCUACACCCCUCCCAGUCUCUGUGACCUCCUCCAUCCCCUACACCCCUCAGUGCCUGUAACCCCCUCUAGCCCCUACACCCCUCCUUGUGUCUGUAACCCCUCCAGCCCCUACACCCUUUCCUGUCUCUGUGACCCUGUCUGGCCCCUACACACUUCCAUGUCUCUGGAACCCCACUGGAUCCGACACCCCUCUUCCUCCUUCCCUCAUUGUCCCUCUCAUUCUCCACUCAUUCCAAUCCUUUUUCCAUUGUCCCCCCCCCCCCCCAACUCCACCAUGUCCACCUCACAUGCUCUCUGAUGCCCGCAUGAUAAAUUCCAUUACCACCCUCUCCCAUCCCCUUUCCCCAGGACUCAGCCUGCUCAGAUGCUUUCCUUUCUCAGCCUUAAACCUGAUGCUGAGAUCUCAAAGCAGUGGGAUUCUCUUCCCCCAUUCGGUGGGCACUGUGCUGUGGGUUCAUGCCUGCUGGGCCUAGGUUCGUGGUGGUAGACCUUCGAGCCUUUGCUUGGAGUCUUAGUCUUUUAGACUUAGAAAACUUCUGUUUUUGGCCUCAGUUCUUAAUCUUGGAUCUUAAAUUUGAGGCCUUAGUUGUUACUUUUCUGGUUUUGUAUUCUUUUAUAACCACAUAGGUGUGGCCACACUUGGAAUGCCGAAUUCGGCAUUGGCCACCCUGCUGUAGGAAAGAUGCCAUUAAGCUGAAAGUGCAGAGCGGAUUUACAAGGAUGUUCCCGAGACUCGAGGGCCUGACUUACAGAGGGAGAGGAUGAGCAGACUAGGCCUUUAUUCUUUAGAGUGCUAGAGAAAGAGGGGUGACCAUAUAGAGGGGUAUAAAAUCAUGAGGGGUGAAUGCCCACAGUCUUUUCCCCAGGAAUGGGAAAUCAAGAACUAGCAAACUCUAAGGUGAAAGGGGAGAAUUUAGUAGGAAUCUAACAGGCAACUUCUUCACCCAGAGAGAAUGGUGCAGGCAGUUGCAUUAACAACAUUUAAAAAACUCUUGGAUAGGUACACGGAUAGGAAAGAUUCAGAGAGAUACGGACAGGUACAUGAUUAGGAAAGAUUUAGAGAGAUACGGACAGGUACACGGGUAGGAAAGGUUUAGAGGGAUACGGACAGGUACACGGAUAGGAAAGGUUUAGAGGGAUACGGACAGGUACACGGAUAGGAAAGGUUUAGAGGGAU